Zeugodacus cucurbitae (melon fly) is the source of this 647-nucleotide messenger RNA. RefSeq lists its product as uncharacterized. Gene Ontology annotation, molecular function: chitin binding. The coding region runs from base 211 to 459 and encodes 82 amino acids. The record is from RefSeq and is a predicted model, not a curated record. The transcript has 2 exons. NCBI's taxonomy places the organism in Eukaryota, Metazoa, Arthropoda, Insecta, Diptera, Tephritidae.
CCCAGCUCGGCCAGUCAAUAGUAGUUAGCGCUAAUGAAGUGUUUGGCACGCAACAAGUUGGCAAUUGACUUUAGUUAUUUAUUUGCAUGCGCUCCAAGCGCCGAGAAACAGCUGUUUAGUGAAUAGUUUACAAAUUUUUCAUUUUAUUUACACGGAACAUUGUGUUUUUCCACGCGGCGCGUGCAUAUUUUGCAUCACACUUGAAACACAAUGGUCUACAUCGAGGACAACGGUGAACCAGGCUGCAAAACAGCGCUGGAAGUAAAUCAGCGAUUUCGAAAUUUCGAAGAUCCCACCUCAUAUUGGCAAUGCACUCUACAGGGUGAACCAGCCAAAACGGUGCGCUGUGAACCGAAUAAACUCUACUCGGAAGAGCAGCAACAAUGCAUUGACUGGAAGAAAUGGCAUUGGACGGAUCCCAAAGAGCCACCCAGUCGACCAACUAAAGCAAAAAAGUGAAGAGGGAGCAAAAUAUUGAAGAGUAGACUGUAAAAAUGUAGCACGCACAUCAAAUUGAGUGUAGCAAGACAACUUAGCUGUAGUUUAUGAAUAUAUCUUAGUUAAUAUUAAAGAAUUCCAAAUCAAAUGAGUUAAUACAAAGAAACUGAAAAAAAUAUUUACAAAUAAAUUAAAAGUGUUCAAUUUAA